CUCUGCUCCGACAGGCCCCGCACCGCGCGGUCGCGCCUUUCGCCGGCGGGCACAAAGAUGUCGAGCAUCAUGCAGUACAACGGUGCCGCCAUCAUCGCGAUGGCGGGCAAGGACUGCAUCGCCAUCGCGAGCGACAAGCGCUACGGCAUCCGCAACCAGACGAUGGGCUGCCAGAUGAAGAAGAUCUUCCAGGUCGGCGACAAGACGUUCGUCGGCCUCACCGGCCUCGCGACGGACAUGCAGACGCUCGACCAAAAGUUCCGCUUCCGGAGCAACAUGUACCGGCUGCGCGAGGAGCGCGAGAUGAGCACGGAGGCCUUCGCCAACAUGGUCACCUCGCUGCUGUAUGAGCACCGCUUCGGGCCCUACUUUUGCGAGCCGAUCGUCGCCGGCCUCGGGGGCGAGGACGGCAAGAGUCCCUUUCUCUGCGGGAUGGACCUGCUUGGCGCGCAGGUCCGCACGGAGGACUUCAUGGUGGGAGGCGACUGCACCGAGGCGCUGUACGGGCUGUGCGAGUCGAUGUACAGGCCGGACCUCGGCCCCGACGAGCUCUUCGAGGUGAUCGCGCAGUGCUUGCUCAGCGGCGUCGACCGCGACUGCCUCGCCGGCUGGGGCUGCGUGGUGCACGUGCUCACUCCAGAGGGAGUGACCACGCGCGACUUGAAGGGCCGGAUGGACUGAUGCGCCCCCCCCCCCCCCCGUACCGCCCCGGCACGCCGAUCGCAGCACGGCCCUCGCCAGCGGAGCCGCUGCAGCGAGCGCUCGCUCUGCGCGAUUGGCUGCUCUCUCGUCUCUGCCGUGCGUGACCUGUACGGAGCUCCGCGCCCUGUAGCUAUUCUAUACACAUACGCAGAUAAACAA
Molecule: messenger RNA, 861 nt
Organism: Emiliania huxleyi CCMP1516
Lineage: Eukaryota; Haptophyta; Isochrysidales; Noelaerhabdaceae
Exons: 4
Coding region: 58-681 (207 amino acids)
Biological process (GO): proteasome-mediated ubiquitin-dependent protein catabolic process
Cellular component (GO): proteasome core complex; proteasome core complex, beta-subunit complex
Source: RefSeq, a predicted model, not a curated record